Carya illinoinensis is the source of this 1203-nucleotide messenger RNA. RefSeq names its product protein BASIC PENTACYSTEINE7-like. Gene Ontology annotation, biological process: response to ethylene. Gene Ontology annotation, molecular function: sequence-specific DNA binding; DNA-binding transcription factor activity. Gene Ontology annotation, cellular component: nucleus. The transcript has 2 exons. NCBI's taxonomy places the organism in Eukaryota, Viridiplantae, Streptophyta, Magnoliopsida, Fagales, Juglandaceae. The record is from RefSeq and is a predicted model, not a curated record. Bases 367 to 1068 code for a protein of 233 amino acids.
ACUGCGUUUGUGCACUUGUUUCUCUUUGCGAAAGCAUUCUGGAGAAUUUGACUUUUUAAUCUUAAGUGCGGCAUGAGGGUGGAAUAGUGUCUCAAAUGAGUCUUCGAGUUGUUUUUCGGCCGGGAGCUCCCUUUUGCUCUGGAAUUUUCGCACUUUUCUUCGUAAAAUUGUGAUGUAAUCUUUGGCCCUUUGGGUUGUGUUUUCCUUGAAAAGUUUAUGCCUCUUGCUCCUAUGGCAGUAGAUUUUUCAUUCUACUACUUUUGUACGAGUUGCUCAUCAAAUUACAGAUGGCAGAUAAGGUACUAGUGUUUUCUCAGAGCAGUCUUUGGGUGUAGAGCAGAGUUAAGACAUCAAGUUCUUGUGAAGAUGGGAACCUACUCCAAUAGAAACACUAUGAUACCUGAAGCUACUGCAGGGGCAUCUGUUCCACAUUUUACCUGGUUUUAUCCAGGGAGUUUUCUCUCUGCAUCAAAAACCAGCUCAAAUCCUUUUCAAGGAACCCAAACCAACCCUGAACCCGGUCUUCCUGUUGGUCCCAUCCGAACAAUUGCUGCUACAACUGAACCAAUGAAGAAUGUCAACUCAACUACUAAAACUGCUAAGGGUAGGAAACAGAAGAAUUCUAUGAAGGGUCCUAAUCCAAUUUCAUCCAAGGCUUUCGGGCCAAAGCAAGCCAAGAAGACUCCCAAGAAGACAAAGGGACAAAGUAUACCUGAAGGAAAACGUGAAAAAAAGAUGAUGAUUAAUAUUGAUAUGGACAAAGCAGGCUUUGAUUCCUCUGAAGUGCCGCCUCCAUACUGUUCUUGUACAGGUGUUGCUAGAUUAUGCUACAAAUGGGGUGCUGGUGGAUGGCAAUCCUCAUGUUGCACCAUUAACAUAUCUGAAUAUCCUCUGCCUAUGAGCUCUACAAGGCCUGGGGCUCGCAUGGCUGGGAGAAAGAUGAGCAAUGGAGCAUAUGGGAAACUUCUACUGAGACUUGCAGCUGAAGGUCGUGAUCUUACUCGUCCAGUUGACUUGAAGGACCAUUGGGCAAGACACGGUACCAACAAGUUUGUCAUAAUCAAGUAGAUCUGGUUUGUUGCUGUAUCUUAAAGAUAAUCACAUUAACUAGUAUGUAUAUGUAGUUUCUAAGAUCUUUCCUACUUCUAGAACUUAUUUGGAACAAAUUGCUGCUUUGAAUGGAGGAGCGUUCUUAUGACAUCA